CUUAUAAAGCUUGAUUUUAUAAAGCGAAUUGUCCCAUACUACUAUAAUAGGAUUUUUGGUUGAAUUUCCUAGACGCCUAUUUGCAAACAAGGAACCAAGGUCCUACUGCCAAAUGGUGGGCAUCGGAACCAGGCUCUAAAUAUGGCGCUGCCUCUUCCAAACUUGAAGGGGCAUUGUCAGCUUGGCCAAUUGCGACCUGCCAUCAACCUAACCUUAUUAGUAGAUCGUUGGAUUGUUGGCCCAGGAAAAGAGAUUUUCUGUUCUUGCCGCAAGCAAGACCCUGGUUAGGGACAUGAACCUGCACAUGAUUGGAUUAGGGUCAAUGAAACCACGAGGAACAAACUUUUUGAACAAUCAAGCGUGGCCGCCCCACCCCAAGAAAGAAAAAUCAGAAUUAAAUUAUAAAAUUUUAAAAAAAGUCAAAAAUCAAUAGUAUUUUACUAAUUUAUAAUUUUUCAAAACACAUUUUAUAAAAUUUAUCAUAACUGUUCUAUAGUGGUUGUUUCAAGGAUUUCCAAGCAUUCAAGAAUGAAGAUACAUAAUGGUUACCAUCCAAGCAUCCAAGAAGAAAGUGGAAGAAAGCCAAUAUUGUGAGAAACCCGCAACUCCCAACUCUUGUUUAUGUAAAGAGAGGAGGCGCAUGGGCAUAAUAAGAGAAAUCCCAGUAGCAGAAGCAGCAGCCCACAAAGUUUUGGUUGAAGAAUUGGACGAUGCCAUUGACUCCAUCACGGGUCGCCCACUCACCGGCUCAUGGGUGUGGGACUCCGCCCUUGUUUUGUCCCGCUGGGUGUCCACCCACCUCAAUUUUCAAGGCAAGUCUGUCCUUGAACUCGGAGCUGGUGCUGGUCUCCCUGGCUUGACCGCAGCUCUGCUUGGUGCCACCCGAGUUGUACUCACUGAUGUCCAACAGCUCCUCCCAGGCCUCUUAAAGAACGUUGAAGUUAACGGCUUUACAGACAAAGUGGAAGUGAAACAACUGGUUUGGGGAUCGGACGACAGUGGAAUAACGGAGUCAAGCACGUUUGACAUAGUUUUGAUGAGCGACGUGUUCUUUGAUUCAGAAGAUAUGAUUGGAUUGGGUAAGACGCUCAAAAGAGUCUGUGGAGAAGCUACGCAAGUUUGGGCCGCCACAGAAAUGAGGCCAUGGACUAUUGAAUGCCUGGAUCAGUUGAUGGCUCAAGGCUUCCAAGUGGUUGAGCAAGAAACGAGUCAACUCAGUGUUCAUGCAGCAGUACAAGAUUCUAAUACCUUCUUUGCCAUCUUUCAAAUCAAGCCAACACUUGCAGAGAAUUCCCAGCCUUGACCAGCACCUCUUUUAAAUGCAUGGUCAGAUUCUGCUGCUAUUAGUAGUGUCUAUAGUUCUUGUGGUUUCUACUACUAAAAUUUUAACUUGGUUAGAUCCUAUUAAUUCUGCACCAUACAUAAAAGUCGUAAAAUAAAAUUAAUUCAUGUUUUUCAAUUA
This is a messenger RNA of Gossypium arboreum, 1462 nucleotides long. RefSeq lists its product as uncharacterized. The coding region runs from base 542 to 1303 and encodes 253 amino acids. The transcript has 2 exons. Lineage: Eukaryota; Viridiplantae; Streptophyta; Magnoliopsida; Malvales; Malvaceae. The record is from RefSeq and is a predicted model, not a curated record.